Closterium sp. Naga37s-1 is the source of this 684-nucleotide messenger RNA. The record is from the annotation of a GenBank genome assembly. NCBI's taxonomy places the organism in Eukaryota, Viridiplantae, Streptophyta, Zygnematophyceae, Desmidiales, Closteriaceae.
AUGCAGGGUAUCAAGGACGUAAGGUGGCUGUCUCGUGGUGAUGCCAUAGCACGGCUCGCGGAAGUCUUCCCUACAGUGGUCUUGCUGCUGUACGAGUAUGACAAGAAAACGUACAACAUCGUCACAAGCUUCAAGUUCCAAAUCCUUCUCUAUUUCCUUGCUAAUGUGAUGAAGGAGUUGAACUACCUCAACCUCAAGUUUCAACGACGUCAGGUUGACGUGACAGUGGUUCAGCCAGUUUUGCAGCACACGCUGAACACCCUAAGUAGCCGAUGCAUCGACUACAAGGAUGCGUUCGGCGACAACAGUGGCAAGUUAGCGGUGUUCCUGCAAGAACAUCAGAGUCGCCAGCAGCGCUCUGUGAAAGUGGAGGGUGUUGAUUCAGACGGCACGCCCACCACCCACACAUACGAGCUGCACGAGAAGCACCUGAAGGGGCAGACCAGCGGGUCGGGCCUGCAAGCAUGCAUAAACUUCGCCAGCGAGUUUGCCAAGGAGGUUGUCUUCAACCUCACUGAUCGUAUGAAGGAUCUGUCGUCGCUGAAAGGAGCUCGACUCUUCCGUCAGAGCGCUUACCCUAGCACGCGGGCGAGGCGUGAGGUAAGGUUACCUCAAUGGCUGCAGGGACUCAGGGAUCUCUUCAAGAGAGAGCCGGGUGAUCCUGACACACUUCUGAGUGAGUAA